AUGGAGCUCUGUGUUGAAGGGGAUCUCUGGGACCGAGCGCAGCGCUCGCCAAACGGACAAGUACAAGAGCAGGAGGCCCUGCGUUUGUUUUGUAAGAUGACACGCAGCCUGCACUACUUGCACAACAAUGGCAUCGCACACCGAGAUGUGUCAUUAAAGAACGUGCUGUUGUGCAACGGUGUGUGCAAGAUCUCGGACCUUGGGCUCGCCACAGACGCCGAGCGGACGUGCGAAAAUGAAGUAGUUGGCAAAGCUUACUACAUGGCGCCCGAAGUUGUGACCGGUCAGAGCUAUUCGCCUAUACUCGCUGAUAUGUGGCCGCUAGGUAUGACGCUGUUCAUCAUGUUGACGGGAUCACCGCUCGUUCAUCGUGCACAGGAAUUCGAUAACGACUUCUAUAGCUUCUUAAAGCUUGGCAUCCGUCGUGUGGUAUGCGCAUGGAAAAUGUCUUCGUUCAUCUCGGAAGAAGUGUGCGAUCUGAUGUCAGCACUGCUGCAGCGCAACCCCAUCGAUCGUCUGACAACAUCGGAUGUCUUCGCUCAUCCAUUGUUACAAUAA
Molecule: messenger RNA, 558 nt
Organism: Peronospora belbahrii
Lineage: Eukaryota; Oomycota; Peronosporomycetes; Peronosporales; Peronosporaceae
Source: the annotation of a GenBank genome assembly